This is a messenger RNA of Cucumis melo (muskmelon), 1452 nucleotides long. Its product is annotated as protein DETOXIFICATION 16-like. The record is from RefSeq and is a predicted model, not a curated record. Gene Ontology annotation, biological process: xenobiotic detoxification by transmembrane export across the plasma membrane. The coding region runs from base 130 to 1452 and encodes 440 amino acids. Gene Ontology annotation, molecular function: antiporter activity; xenobiotic transmembrane transporter activity. NCBI's taxonomy places the organism in Eukaryota, Viridiplantae, Streptophyta, Magnoliopsida, Cucurbitales, Cucurbitaceae. The transcript has 8 exons. Gene Ontology annotation, cellular component: membrane.
GAAGAGCAGAAGAAGCAAAGUCUGGACUCUCCUCUCAUUCUCCCGCCGGCAGACGACGAUGGGGGAUGUUUUACGAGGGAUGAGAUACGGGAGGAGGUAAAAAGGCAGCUCCGAUUAGCCGGGCCGCUGAUGACGGUGAACGUGUUGAUAAACUGUUUGCAAAUGAUAUCGGUGAUGUUCGUCGGGCACCUCGGGCAGCUCCCUCUAGCCAGUGCUUCCAUGGCUACUUCCUUCGCUGCUGUCACUGGUUUCAGCCUCCUCAAUGGAAUGUGUAGUGCAUUAGAGACAUUUUGUGGGCAAUCAUAUGGUGCAAAACAAUACCAUAUGCUUGGAAUUCACUUGCAAAGAGCCAUGGUCGUUCUUCUUCUCGUCAGCCUCCCACUCGCCGCCGUCUGGUUCAACGCCGGCGACAUUCUCCGGUUUCUCGGUCAAGAUUUCGAGAUCGCCACAGAAGCUGGCCACUACGCCCGUUGUAUGGUUCCCAGCAUUUUCGCUUACGCCAUUCUUCAAUGCCAUGUCCGUUUCCUGCAGACCCAGAACAACGUUCUUCCGGCUGCUGCAGCCGCCGCUGCCACGGCGGUGCUCCACUGCUUUGUGUGUUGGGCUUUGGUUGUCAGGUCGGGGUUGGGGAACCGAGGGGCAGCAUUGGCCAAUGCUGUGUCGUACUGGAUAAAUGCGGCGGCGAUGGUGGUUUAUGUUAGAGUUUCUCCAUCGUGCCGGAAGACGUGGACAGGAUUUUCCGGCGAGGCGUUUUGUGGGAUUGUGAACUUCCUUAAACUCUCCAUUCCUUCUGCCCUCAUGCACAGUUUGGAGAUAUGGUCAUUUGAGAUGGUGGUUUUACUAUCAGGGCUUCUUCCCAAUCCAAAGCUUGAAACUUCUGUUCUAUCAAUCAGCCUUAAUACAUGCUCGAUGAUUUACACGAUACCCCUUGGAAUAAGUGGUGCUGUGAGUACUAGAGUUUCAAAUGAACUUGGGGCAAUGAGGGCAAAGGCGGCCAUCUUAGCCGGACGUGUUGCAAUGGGGACGGUGACUAUAGAGGGUGCAAUUGUAGCCACUAUCAUCAUCCUUGAUAGAAGAUUAUGGGGUUACUUUUACACAACUGAUGAGACUGUUGUUGGAUAUUUGGCUCAAAUCUUGAUUUUGCUUGCUGUUGUCCACAUCUUCGAUGGAAUUCAAUCUAUUUUCUCAGGUAUCACAAGAGGAUGUGGAAGGCAAAAGAUCGGUGCUUUUAUUAACUUGGGAGCUUAUUACGUUGUGGGCAUCCCUAUGGCCAUCUUUUUAGCCUUCUUUCAAGGCAUUGGAGGAAAGGGGCUAUGGAUGGGAAUCAUGAUGGGAGUGUUUAUACAAUCUUUACUUCUUGGGAUCUUGAUUUUAUGCACCAAUUGGGAUAACGAAGUUAAGAAAGCAGGGGAUAGAAUUAGUAGAUCCGUACCAGAAUAUGUUUUGGAAUGA